CACAUUCUUCAUAGCACGUCGGUAGUUAGUCGUACCAUACCGGAGUCGGUGAUGUAGGUCAACUCGUAAACGAAAGUAGAUACUCGGAGAUGAAGACAUUACAGACUCUGACAGAGUGGACAUAAGUUUGAAUGGUGAUUGGCCAUGGCAACAUCUACUUUGGGGCACCUGUCACCUUUGUCCCCAUUAGGGGCAAAAGAAGAAACAUUUCUGGAGAACUUCUUUAGACUCAUCAGUCAGUUCUCCUAUGAAAAGGCUCGUGAUUUAGCUGACAAAGAGAAAGACAACCACAAGGCUACGUUUGCUUCAUCCUGGGGGCUAUUUAUGUACUCCCUCACCCAGUUUGCUACUGCAGAGAAGGGAUACAUGUCGCUAGCAUUUCUGGAGCACAAAGGUUUCUUCACUCGUUCAAAAGAUACACUGAAGAGUGUGUACCACUCAUUGACACAGGAAUUUCGUAAAGUGGAAGAAAAUGUGCGUAAUCAAGAUCAGCUGGUCCACUUUGGACUUCCUCACCCUUCUGUGGAGUUUGAACAGCUGAUUGCACACCUGUGCGGUCAGCUCGGUCACUUUGUCCAGGCCAGACAGAAGACAAUGGAAUUUUACGAACAGUUGAGCACGAUGGGUACAUACAAGGUUAUAAAUUACUCAGAACUAAUGGUGGCCAUGUCCAGAAUCGUCCAGACCAACAGUCGUAACUUCCAUCACCCACUUCUCAGUCAUCUCAAGUCUAAAUUCUUCUAUGAAUGUGAAAUAAUGUCACACCUGCUACAGGCCCAGGUAUUGAUGACAGAGUUACAGUUCCUGCCCUCCCUCCUACAGCUACAUCAGGCCCAUAGUAAACUAACGACCUGGGGAGCCAGCGCCCACCAGAUCAAGGAGGUGAAGAAAUCAGCAUUUGGUGGUUCAAGUAAGCACAACCCCUGGCCAGCCCUCUACAGCUGGAUCCUCAAGUACAAACAAGUGUUAUUAUCAAAGUUCAGUCUGUACUUCUACGACCUCCUGCAGAAACAAGUUCAUCACAGCGAAAUAAAAACAGUGACAGCCAGACUUUCAGAUGACUUUGUCAGCAAAAUCGUGACAUUCCAGAGGAAGUCGGAUGCUACACAUGUCUCAUUAGUCCUGGACACCCAAGGGAUCCAUCGCUGUAAGGGCUCAGGGUAUCACUUCCCCAAAAAAUAUACUGAUGAACCCAAAGGACUGGACAGUUUCCCAGCAAUAUUUUCAUAUCCUGUGGACAGACAGGUACAGAGCCACUGGCAUAAUAUUGUGAUGCUGAUCAACAACAGGGCGAGUGACCACCAUAUUUACGACAAGAUCACAUGUAUAUAUGAUAAGACAGCCCAAAGCACAUACUUCAUUACCCAGGUUGACGUAAGGGUAACAUUUGUUGUCAUAUUUGAGUGCAAGAAGUCGGAGAAAGACACUUUUGUGAAUAAUUUCAUGGUAGAUCUACGGACAAAUUUAAAUUGUGCAAGACUGUUUACUGCUCUGAAACCAGGAGUGCGUGGAUGAAUCAACAUUAUCAAUGUAUGUAACAGAUCAUUAAAGUAACAUGUUCCAAACACA
This is a messenger RNA of Pecten maximus, 1569 nucleotides long. RefSeq names its product KICSTOR complex protein C12orf66 homolog. The record is from RefSeq and is a predicted model, not a curated record. The coding region runs from base 145 to 1515 and encodes 456 amino acids. Gene Ontology annotation, biological process: protein localization to lysosome; negative regulation of TORC1 signaling; cellular response to amino acid starvation. Gene Ontology annotation, cellular component: KICSTOR complex. NCBI's taxonomy places the organism in Eukaryota, Metazoa, Mollusca, Bivalvia, Pectinida, Pectinidae. The transcript has 11 exons.